This is a messenger RNA of Salpingoeca rosetta, 2423 nucleotides long. RefSeq lists its product as uncharacterized. The coding region runs from base 88 to 2379 and encodes 763 amino acids. The record is from RefSeq and is a predicted model, not a curated record. NCBI's taxonomy places the organism in Eukaryota, Choanoflagellata, Craspedida, Salpingoecidae. The transcript is spliced from 14 exons.
CCUCACUGAAAACAACAGCAAGCAGGGUUCUGGGUGAUAUUGGGUGUUGGAGUUUUGUGUGUGUGUGCAAGAACGAAGCAGGAGAAGAUGGAUGUGGAGGAGGAUGUGCUGGUGUUGGACGAUGAUGACAGCCAUGAUGGUUUGGCGGUGAUGGAAGGGAAGGAAGAUGAAGGGAGCCCCGCCCAUCGUGGUGGUGACAGUGAGGUAGAGGAAGAGGCAGAUGGAGAGGAAAGCGAGAAGAAGCUGCCUGUGGUGGUUGGAACCGUGAGCCCGAGGCACGCCAGCCCAGUCGGAAGCAGUGACGGCGAUGCUGCCACCGUGAGCGAAGCACGAACGUCAACGCAGACAAAGGAUGGCAACGAUGGCGCUGGCGAUGAUGAACAACGUGCUGGUGGUGGUGGUGGUGGUGGUGAUGGCUCACAGGCCAAGCGACGCGCAUCCGUCUUCAACCGGCUUGGUGGCGUUGCACCGGCUGUUGGCCGUGCGCACGUCACGCAGCGGCUAAGCACCGGCGAUGGCGAGCAGGACAAGACGACCCAGCAAGCACCACCAAGUGAGUCAUCGCAACAGGCACAGCAGCAGCAGCAGCAGCGCGCUUCGAAGCGGGCCAAGCGAUUGGCAACAGAGCCUGGACGUGUCCGAGCACCCCGCAUCUUCGCCUCCGCCAUCGACACCAUCAAGCAAACGCAGCCGAUCGGCGCUGUCAGCGGCGCCGCCAGAUCUCGCGUAUCGGUGGAAGGUGGCAGUGAGGACGACGACGCCCACAAGCACAUGUCUCGAUCGUCUCGGCGCCCACCUGUUCAGCAAAGCACCACCCAGCACCCAAAGGCUCGCCCCUUUGAGAUGAUCCCUCUCCCAGACAUUGCAGACGAGAUUCCCUUUGGCAACGGCAUCACCUUGGAGAAGCGCCACUUUGUCCGUGUCAACGCAAGCGGCAACCCGAGCUGCUUCAACGAUGUGUCAUAUUGGGACAUUCAAGAGCGAUUGGCGCCCGCCAUAUCCGCCAUCAUGCCGCCAGAAACGACACUGCAGCCAUUGCGAGACCUCUCAACUGCAGAGAUGCUGGUGCUGUGGCUGCACUGCCCGGCCUCCACUGCAACAGAACAACUCGUGCAGUCGCUCAACGGCCGCGUCCUCAAAUUCAUGGGCGUUGUUCACCCAAUCACCAUCACGGCCGAGGUGCUGCUCCACCACCCGCGCCAGCCGCCAGCCGACCUGUCGCACUCGUGGUUCACAUCGCACUUUCGCCAUCACUACGACGACACUCCUCGUGGACAGCGGCCAGACACCGUGUACGUCACGCACCUCCCUGUUCGCUGGUUUGCGCGCAGCCGAGAUCAGCUGAGCGAAGGGGAUGUGGCACAACGAUUCGCUGUCUUUGGACACGUGCAUCGUGUUGCACUCAUUCGCUCCGAGAAGGACCUGCAAGUGGACGCGCAAGUGUUGAGGAGCGCGCGUGAGAACGAAACAGAUGUGUCACAUGGCCUGGACAUUGUUUCCACCGGGUACCACGGCCGCAACAACGGCGAUUACAACAACGACAGCAACAGCAGCAGCGGUGGCGGUGCAGUCAUUCCAAGUCCCCGAGAUCUUCACUUUGAUGCGUUUGUGCAGUUUGAGCAGUUCGAGUCUGCACUUGCGUGUGCGCGUGCGUUGAACGAGCGCUGUCUUUCCCGCGUUCGCAACGGCCGCCACUUUCAGGUGUUUGCAACAGCGGCAAUUGACACGAGCUCAUUCCUCUCUGAUGCGCAAAUUCGCAAGCGAAGAUGGCGGGCAGAAGAAAUCAAGCGGGCUACGGAGGAGGAGGAGGAACGCAAGCGAAAAGAAGAGGAGGAGAGACGGCGGCGCGAAGAGGAAGAAGAACGAGAACGGCAGAGACAGUGGGAGGAAGAGCAACGCAGGGAGGAAGAGCGGAGACAGGAAAAGGAGGAGCGAAGACGCGAGAAGAAGCGGCGAAAGGAGAGGAAACGCCGCGAACGGGAGGAGCGGGAGCGACGGAAGCGCGAGGAGGAAGAGCGAAGACGCGAAGAAGAGAGGCAGCGCCAGGAGGAAGAGCAAAGGCGCCUGGAGGAGGAGAAGCGAAAACAGGAGGAAGAGGAGCAGAUGAAGCGACAACUCAUGGAACAAAAGCGACAAAAGUUACUGGAGGAACAACGCAAACUUAUCGAGGAGGAAGAGCGUCUUCUUCGCCAGGAAGAGGAGCGACUGCGCCGUCUUGCCGCCAUUGAACACACGCGCCAGCAGCGACAGGCGGAGGAGAAGGAAGCGCGGGAGCGUGAGGCGAAGAUGAAAUUGCUGCUGAUGAAGAAGAAGCGACAGCAGCAGCAACAGAAGGACACGGGCAAAGAAGGCCGGAAUGCAAAGAAGAGGAGUGAGUGAGACAGCACACAGCUGUUCUGGGUGUGUGUAUGUGCGCCAUGAUG